Molecule: messenger RNA, 2653 nt
Organism: Ceratina calcarata
Lineage: Eukaryota; Metazoa; Arthropoda; Insecta; Hymenoptera; Apidae
Product: CD63 antigen-like
Exons: 6
Coding region: 168-896 (242 amino acids)
Cellular component (GO): plasma membrane
Source: RefSeq, a predicted model, not a curated record
GACUAUUCCUCCGCGAACUGUCGAAGUGUACACAGGUUGUGCCGUAAUCUGAACGGAAUUUUUAAGAAAGGACGCGCACAGAUUUUCACACCGUUUGCUCACAUCACGGUUCCCCGUGUUAUUCUUUCUUGUUCUCCACGAAGUGAUUGAUACAUUAAGCGUCAAAAAUGGUAUCUGGCGGGAUGGCUUGUAUCAAAUACCUGACGUUCCUUUUCAACCUAAUAUUUGCGAUCACAGGAAUUGUGUUUAUAGCAGUUGGCACUGUGAUCUUAGUGGUUUACAGUGACUAUAAUAAUUUUAUGGACAGAUGGUUUUUCGCGGCACCAGUAUUAAUGAUAGUAGUGGGAACCAUCGUGUUUAUUAUAUCAUUCUUUGGUUGCUGCGGAGCAGUCAAAGAGAAUCACUGCAUGAUAAUAACGUUUUCCGUAUUACUCCUUUGUAUCUUCGCACUGGAACUUGGUGCCGGAAUCGCCGGUUACAUGAUGCGUGGAGAAGUUCAUUCGAUGGUCGAAAACCGAUUGAACACUACUAUAUUAGAGUACUCUAGCAAGAACGAUAUACGUAAAUCUUGGGACAUUAUGCAACACGAUUUAGAAUGUUGCGGUAUGAACGGUCCGUCCGACUGGUCCACUUCCGGAUCGUUCGCAGAAAAUAACAUCCCGAUCUCUUGCUGCAAGGAAGUACCGGAAGGAAGUAAAUGCGACGUCAACUCAAUUUCCAUACAUUCAGAAGGUUGCAUGAAAAGUCUUCAGAAAGCUAUCGAGCGCAACGUUUUAAUUUUUGGCGGCGUAGGCAUUGGCAUCGCUAUUGUUCAGUUAAUGGGAGUGAUCUUCGCAUGCUGUCUAGCACGUUCGAUUCGCCGCGAGUACGAGACUGUCGAGACCGCAGCGCACUGAUUCGACAACCGAUAGGAGGCAUUAUAAACUAAAUAUUGUUCGUCGUGCAUUCGUUAAGAGAAUAAUUCUAGAAUCGUCGCAAGACCGUAUUUUACUUAGAUUCCGGCUGCAGAGUAAUCAAUGUCGAUCUGCAUCCUAACUUAAGAAUAUAAACGAACUAUUGGAGAUUGUAAUUAAACAUACUGCCAUUAUCUGCCAAAUGGUCGAGACCAAGCAUCUCUUUUGUACGUUUUGGAAUUAAAAGCUUAUAUGGCAUAAGGAGAUUGUUUAAAAAAGAGAUUGGAAAACAAUCUUAUUUUUGUCUUGCUAUUCGUUGCAUUUGAAAAAGAUGAAAAUUCUUGUUCUGAUUGAUUUCUUUACUAGGAAGGAAAUUCUUAUUCCGUGCAACAAUUUUUAUUUGUCUCAAUUAUAUCGUAUUUUUAUAAAAUACGCUUUUGAUACACACAUGGAGCUGGACAGAAGUCUUUUUUCUCAAAUAUCAAGCUCAACUUAAACGACUAGUAUUUUAUACAUCAUUUUUAUAUAAUUUUUAUUAACUUAUUAAGCAUCAAUAAGAAUGUGACUUAUAAAUUUUAUGAACGAACAAAUAACAGAUACAAAUCAAAUACGUUAUAUCGUCGAGAUUGCCUUUAUCCAGCUCCGAGUAUCGAAGAGAUUAACAAACAUGGUAUACAAUAAAUAAGAUUACUUUUUAUUGAAGGAAGCAAAUUUCGUGGAAGAUAAUAAAAGCUAUUAUUGAACACUUUCGUGAAAAGAUAAUUUCCGUAAUUGUUUAGUUAUAAUUCGCAUAAUCUCAAUAUUAAUGAUCAAUGAAGAAUACUUCUGGUGCGUUAAAGAAAAUUAUUGAACAUUUCAGAAGUAGAAUUAUAUGUGUAUGUACGUGUAGAUAUUUAACAAUUUCAAGAUAUUAAUUAUAUGUGUUUAAGAUCUUUGAUUCGUGAUUCAGUAGCUAAAUAAUUAUAUGUUGGGACCAAAGCUUUAUAUUUUUUAAUCAGGAAAUUAAAAAUAAUUCAACAAACAAUAAUAUCGAUAUACUAAUAAGAAAUUUGGCGUCGACAGAUCUUUUCAUUUUGAUUAAAUAGAAAACAGCUUCCAAAAAUUAUAUGAAGUACAAAAUUCCAUCUACGGCAUUGCGUCGAUUUGACAAAUUUUUAUUGUAAUUACAGUUCUGCUUUUUCGUCGGAAUUGAAAUCUCGCAUAUUUCAAUAAGGAAAAGAGGAAAAUUAAAACUGCGAAUAAUAGUUACCAGUUUAAUAAUAACUUACGUUCUUUGGUACUUUUCACUUAUAUCAGGGCUUCUUAAACUAUGGGUCGCGACCCCAAAUGGGGUCGCGUAGCAAAAUUUUGACGACUGUAAUGGUAACUCGCAAUCAUAAAUGGGGUCGUGAAUAACAAAAGUUUAAGAAGCCCUGACUUAUAUGAAUAAAAACCAGAGAUCAUUGAAUUACUCCACUGAACGAAGAACAUUUCGUUUUAUAAACCGAUAUGUUGAGUAAUUUAUAACUUGUAACUUCUUCACGUUGCAGUAAAUUAUAAUUAUUUAGCAGGACAAUCACGUAAGUAGAGGAAUAACAAGACGAUAAGCGAGGUUUCAAUGUGUUUCAAAAUAACGAAGACUCACGUGGGAAAUACACGUGUGUCAAGUCAAUAGAUAAUACCGAAGCAUAAAUGCGUGCCUAAUUUUUGCAAUGUGUCUAAAUCAUUUAUUUAGAAAUAAUCGAAGCGAUUAAUUUAAAUAAAUUAUCGAUUAAAACGAA